Molecule: messenger RNA, 1822 nt
Organism: Penaeus chinensis
Lineage: Eukaryota; Metazoa; Arthropoda; Malacostraca; Decapoda; Penaeidae
Product: chorion peroxidase-like
Exons: 14
Coding region: 80-1822 (580 amino acids)
Biological process (GO): response to oxidative stress
Molecular function (GO): peroxidase activity; heme binding
Source: RefSeq, a predicted model, not a curated record
GUCAGUCUUGUUCUGGUGCCCGUUUGGUGCUGGGAAACCUAAGAGAAGCAUACUUUCUCUGUCUGUGUUUUGUGACAUAAUGAUGUCUACCUAUUUGUCUGCCAGUGUACAGAUACUUUUCAUAACCUCAAGCCUGGUAAGCAACACGGAAGCCAAAUUCAACGUACACAAGCGAUCUUGUGCCUUCGGACCGACGCGCCCCUACUCGCGACUGCAGGACCUGUUUAACGUCCUCGAUCUACCACAAUUCCCUAGGGCCGGCUGCAUCACCUACCAGGCUGUGGAUGCAGCAUUCCAAAGUGCGCUGGCCGCAAGAGGGAACUUACGAGGACCCGUGGGGGAGUGGGAGCCCGAAGACAUCGCUCCUUUAGGGGAUAUUCUGCUCGACACGACGCGGAUCUUGGCCACAACGUACGACCUAAGCUCCGAGGAGGUAUGGAAGCUGCUGCCCGAGGUGGACGUGGGCAAGACGCUCGUGGCCAGGUACUGCCCUGACUUCGCCUCGCCUAUGACCUGCGUGCCGGGCAGGUACAGGCGCUAUGAUGGACUCUGCAAUAACCUGCGUUUCCCGAUGUGGGGCGCCACCAGAGCUCCUUUUGCGAGACUGGUCCCCCCGGCGUACAGCGAUGGCCUGGGAGCGCCACGAGAGAGCCACGUCCCCGGUGGCACCCUUCCCAAUCCCCGGCGGGUAUCGUCCAGCAUCCACCGUGACGGAGGCUACCACGACCACGCCAUCACGCUCUUCGUCGUCGCCUGGGGGCAGUUCAUGGACCACGACUUCACGCUCACUGCCACGCCCCUCGACCCCCUGACGAGGAACGAGCCUGAAGUGUGCUGUCAUCCUCCUCCAGGAAUCCCAAAGGACCCCCACUGCCUGGAGAUCACUAUCCCGAAGGACGACAGAUUUUACAAGCUGUAUGGACAAUCCUGCCUCGAGUUCGUCAGGGCCUUCUCGGGCGUCAGGCAAGAUUGCAAGCUAGGUCCUCGCGCACCCUUCAAUAUCCUUGCUGGUGUGAUUGACGUCAACACGGUCUAUGGCAGCACUGACGAACACGCGAGGACCUUGAGGUUGUUCAGGGGCGGCAAAAUGCGGAUGAACAACGUCUUCGCUGCCUUGGGCCUCCGUGAACUCCUGCCGCAGAAGCUGGACACUCCCGAAGAAGGAUGUACGAGGACCUCUCCGAACCAGUUCUGCUUCGAUGCCGGAGAAAUUCGAGUCAACGAGCAGCUAAUCCUGACCACCAUGCACACCCUGUGGUUCCGAGAGCACAACCGACUGGCGGGUCGAUUGGCGAAUCUCAACCCACACUGGGAUGAUGAGACCCUCUACCAGGAAGCACGGCGCAUAGUCAUCGCUGAAGUCCAACACAUCACGUUCAACGAGUUCCUUCCCCUGCUGUUGGGUGAGGAAGUCAUGGCCGAAUAUGGACUUCUUCCUGAGAAAGAGGGUUAUUACCUUGGUUAUGAGCCCACGGAGGACCCCAGCAUGACCGCGGGUUUCGUCAGCGCCGCCUUCAGGUUCGGCCACUCGCUGCUCCCGUCGACGGUCGAGCGCUGGAGCCCCUCGCACACGAUCAUAGGAUCCACGCGAUUAAGCAAACUGAUCCGACAGCCGUGGGACCUAUACAAGCCAGGCGUUCUAGACCAGUACUAUCUCGGACUCAUGAACCAGCCAGCUCAGGCCAUGGACCCACACAUCACGCAGGAGGUCACCAACCACCUGUUCGAGGAGCCCGGCGACCACUUCGGGAUGGAUCUCGUGUCACUCAAUAUACAGCGAGGGCGGGAGUUCGGUAUUCCCGGUUACACAGCGUACAGGUAA